Messenger RNA from Wasmannia auropunctata (little fire ant), 2244 nucleotides. Its product is annotated as aminoacylase-1-like. Gene Ontology annotation, biological process: amino acid metabolic process. The transcript has 5 exons. Bases 191 to 1396 code for a protein of 401 amino acids. Lineage: Eukaryota; Metazoa; Arthropoda; Insecta; Hymenoptera; Formicidae. Gene Ontology annotation, molecular function: aminoacylase activity. Gene Ontology annotation, cellular component: cytoplasm. The record is from RefSeq and is a predicted model, not a curated record.
GGUACAGUCGUCCUUCCCCGACAAUCUCCCGCGGACGUGCGUCAGGACGCGGCGCCCGCCGUCUUAUCAGCGUUAUCGGCGGACGGACGGGCUUUAAGAGGCCGCGUCAGAUCCCAGAGAGUCACGACACCAGGAGACGACGUGAGGCACAUCGCACAGGCACGAGCGGACGGACGAACCGUGGAGCGCGAUGUCGCAGGCCGAGCUGAACGAAACAGCUGUGGAGAAUUUCCGCGAGUACCUGCGGAUACCGUCGGUGCAGCCGGACAUCAACUACGAUGACUGCGUGGCAUUCUUAACCAGACAAGCGCAGUCCCUUGACUUGCCGAUCAAAGUCUAUCACGUAUAUCCCAAGAAACCGAUUGUAGUUCUGACAUGGGUGGGGACGCAACCGACGAAACCGUCGAUUCUGUUAAACAGUCACAUGGAUGUGGUGCCUGUUUUCGAAGACAAAUGGACCUAUCCACCGUUCAGCGCACACAUGGACGAGGAAGGCAACAUCUACGCUCGUGGCGCUCAGGACAUGAAGUGCGUGGGAAUACAAUAUUUGGAGGCUGUCCGCAGACUGAAACAGAAUGGACAACGCUGUCAACGCACCAUCCACCUCUCUUUCGUUCCGGAUGAGGAGAUCGGAGGUGUUCUCGGAAUGAAAGAAUUUGUGCACACUGCAGACUUCAAAGCUCUAAACGUCGGUUUCGCGUUGGACGAAGGUGUGGCAGGCCCGUUCGAGACCUUCUACAUGUUCUACGGAGAGAGGUCGAUCUGGCAUAUUGAAAUUAAGUGCGCGGGCACUCCCGGUCACGGGUCGAUCAUGAUGGACAACACGGCUGGGGAAAAAUUGAGAGUCGUAAUCGACCGCUUUAUGGACUUUAGAGCCUCGCAGAAAGCAAAACUCACAGAUCCUACGAAAUUGGCAACUACUCUUGGCGACGUGACAUCUGUCAAUCUUACAAAAAUUUGGGGUGGCGUACAGACUAAUGUUGUACCCGUCGAGCUCAGCGCUAUGUUCGAUGUUCGUCUAGCACCAUCCGUUGAUCACGAGGAAUUUGAGGCUACUAUUAAACGCUGGUGCGAAGAAGCUGGUCCAGAUGUAACCUACUCUUUUGAGGAGAAAAAUCCCAAAAUUGAGAGUACCAAGCUCGACGAUUCUAACCCUUACUGGAUCGCUUUUAAAAAAGUCUGCGAUGAAAUUGGUAUAAAUUUGGAAAUUGGUAUCUUCCCAGGAGGCACCGACAGCCGCUUUGUGCGAGGGGUGGGCAUUCCUGCUCUCUGCUUCUCACCAAUGAACAAGACAAAGAUACGUCUUCACGAUCAUGACGAGUAUCUAAACAAGGAUAUAUUCCUGAAAGGAAUAGAGAUAUAUACCAAAAUAAUACCAAGUGUUGCGAAUGUUUAAACGAACACGCCAUAUGUUAUGCAUUAGAUAUUGCAAGUGCCAUAUUGAGAAUUAUAUUUAGAGCCACAGCUUAUUCGGCCAAUGAUAAGCUUUUAAUCAGAACCUCUUGAGUUUAAGAGGUCACAGCUCAACGUGCAAUAACGUACUAAGUCAAUAUUUCUAUAUUGCAUUUUUAUAUAUAAUACAUAUAUAUACAUUGUUAUACUUCUACAACUACUUUAGAUAUUUAGUAUUGUUGAAUUUGAAAAGAUAUAUAUCAAAUGAAAAGUAAUAUGAUGAAAAGAGGACGAACAUCUGUGAAAAAAACGGUAAUCAACAAUUCCAAUUUCCCAGUGAUAGAGGAAGAGAGAUACCUUAUACAAAGGAUAAUUGGAAAGUAACGUGAAUAACGACAUCAAGGAAACGAUGACCAAAUUUGAUGGAUAAUAAGAAAUUGAACAAGAUUUUUAUGCAUGAGGAGUGCAAAAUAACACUGGUGCUACGAAUGGGGCCAAUGCAAUCAGAUUAAAUUUGAGUAAUCUAUUGAUUACGUCCAGAGAAUUGCAAUGAAUAUUGCAUUGCUCUCAUGAAAUAUAUGGAUAUUUAAUACUAGAAGAAAUAUUUUUACAAGAAGAAUUUUUAUAUCGACGAAUUUAUAGAAGGAAUUUACAUCAACGAACUGAUAUUCUCGCGACGGAGAGUCAAGAUUGAAGCAUCGAGGGAAUUGAAGCUAUAAACGCGUAUAGUCUGAAGUUACUAAAUAGACUGAAAGCUCAAAUAUUUUGUAAUACAUAUUUUAAGGAAGUUAAUGCAGAGAGAUGUAUUUUGAGAUGGUGGUAAAUGUUACGAAUAAAAAGUACAGAAAAAAA